This is a messenger RNA of Paramecium sonneborni, 849 nucleotides long. The record is from the annotation of a GenBank genome assembly. NCBI's taxonomy places the organism in Eukaryota, Ciliophora, Oligohymenophorea, Peniculida, Parameciidae.
AGAGGAAAAAAGAAAAGUGAGCUUUUAGUGUUUUAGCAUAAUUCUUUUUCAAACCUCCAAGAAUACCUGAGCAUACAUAUAUAAUAAUGAGAAUGAUAAUUCCAUUUUAAGAGAGGAGUAUAUAAAUUAUAAGAGAAAAAUCUUGCAAAAUUAUUUAGAUAAGCUUUAGGAUUAUCAUAGAAUGGCAAAUUAUAAAUAAGCUAGUAUGUAACCAUAUGGAGCUCCUAUUGGUGAUUUUCCUAUGGUUGUAGAUAAUGUUAUCAAAGAUUAUUGUAGAAAAGAUAGCAUAAUAACAAUAUCAGAAGUUGAUUAAUUAUUAGAUAAUUAGUAAAAGAAUAAGAAUUAGUCAUAGUUGAAAAGGUAUGCACUGCAGAUGAAAUAUUAUGGAUUAUAAGAAUCAUUUUAAAAGAUUUAAAGAUUGAUUUGAAAUAUGAGAAACUUUUAUAAUUAUUUCAUAAAGAUGCUCCAAAAUAUUAUAAUGCAACGUCAUCAUUGAAAGAAGUAUGUAAAGAAUUUGUUGAUAUAAAUCAUACACUUAAAAAUGUAUUAAGAAUAUUUCAUGCUAUUAAACCAAUGUUAGCAGCAAAGAAAUCUCCUGAAGAAAUUAGAAAAUUAAUAGAAGGUAAGGAAUUAUUAGUUGAAACUAAAUUUGAUGGAGAAAGAAUUCAAUGUCAUUUUACACCUGAAGUUAUUAGAUUUUUUACUAGAAAUUCUAAUGAUUACGCAUAUUUAUAUAAGGAUAAAUUAGGAGAAAUUAUUAGAUAAAGUGUUUAAGCUUAAUGUGCAACAUUAGAUGGAGAAAUCAUUGUUUUAAUAAAGAAGCUGGUGAUAAUGUUAGAUUUGGUUUGA